Perkinsus marinus ATCC 50983 is the source of this 576-nucleotide messenger RNA. Its product is annotated as ADP-ribosylation factor protein, putative. Gene Ontology annotation, cellular component: Golgi apparatus. Lineage: Eukaryota; Perkinsozoa; Perkinsida; Perkinsidae. Gene Ontology annotation, molecular function: GTP binding; GTPase activity. Gene Ontology annotation, biological process: Golgi to plasma membrane protein transport; intracellular protein transport; protein localization to organelle. The transcript is spliced from 7 exons. Bases 1 to 576 code for a protein of 191 amino acids. The record is from RefSeq and is a predicted model, not a curated record.
AUGUUCUCAUUAAUCUCGGGUUUUUAUCGAUGGCUGACCGAACGGGAAGAGAGGAAGCUGAUUAUAGUAGGAGUGGACAAUGCUGGGAAGACGACGACGUUAGAACAGUUGAAACGGAAUCAUACGGGUAAAGGAAUGGAGCUCGAGAGAAUACCGCCAACUGUUGGCCUCAAUGUGGGUCGAAUAACGAUGGACCAUGUGGACGCUGUAUUUUGGGAUGUUGGUGGGCAGAUAGCCCUUCGAGAGCUCUGGAGCAGCUACUAUGAGGACUGUAACGGUAUAGUAUUUGUAGUGGACUCGGCUGAUGAGAAGAGAAUGCGGAAUGACGUAGACACCGCAGCUCAGGUCUUGUCGGACCGACGCUUGGCACACAAACCGCUAGCCUUGUUGUGCAACAAGCAUGACCUUCCCGAUGCCCUCCCGUCAGUGGAGGUGGAGGAUAUGCUGGGGCUCUCUGAGCAGAUGGAUCGACCCUUGAAGGUGUUCUCUGUUAGUGCUCUGAAGAAUGAGGGUCUUGAGGACGCCAUACAUUGGCUGCUACGGGAAGCCAGUAACUCGACGAACCAGGCCGAGUGA